AUGCCGUGCUGCCACAGAGGCAGAGCUAAACCAGGGAGGGUAAGACCUAGCACUUGGACAAGUGCGGAAUCUGAAGCUACACCAGCUCUCACUGUCCCUCUUAAUUUCAUCCCAGGCGGAGUGGCCCUGCUGCCUGCCCCACAGAACUUAACUGUACUGUCAACCAACAUGAAACAUCUCCUGAUGUGGAGUCCAGUGGCCCAGCCCAGGGAGACAGUGUCCUAUUCUGUGGAGUACCAAGGGGAGUACGAGAGCCUGUACACGAGCCACCUCUGGAUCCCCAGCAGCCGGUGUUCACCGACCGACAGUCUGGAGUGCGACGUCACUGAUGACAUCACUGCCACAGUACCAUAUAACUUCAGGGUCAGGGCCAUGCUGGGCUCACAGACUUCAGCCUGGAGCACUCUGGAGCCCCCCUUUAAUCGAAACUCAACGGUCCUCAUCCCACCCAGGAUGGUGGUCACUGAAUACGGCUUGCAUCUGGUUAUUAAGCUGGAAGACCUGGGGCCCCUGUUUGAGUUCCUUGUGUUCUACUGGAGGAAGGAGCCUGAUGCCACGGAGCAUUUUAAGGUGGUAAAGAGUGGGGACAGUCCACUGCACCUAGGAACCAUGGAACCAGGGGCCACGUACUGUGUGAAGGCGCAGGCUCGGGUGAAUGCCAUUGGGAGGCACAGUGCCUUCAGCCAGACUCGGUGUGUGAAGAUGCAAGGAGAGUCCCUCCCGCUGGCCCUGGCGCUGGCCGCAUUUGUUGGCUUCAUGCUGGUUCUCAUGGGUGUACUGUUCUCCAUCUGGAAGAUGGGCCAGCUGCUCCGCUACUCUUGCUGCCCAUCUGUAGUCCUCCCUGACACCUUGAAAAUCACCAGUUCGUCUCAGAAGCUGAUCAGCUGCAGGCAGGAAGAAGAGGUGGACACCUGCGCUGUGGCCCCGCUGUCCUCGGAGCAUCUUUUCGGGGUCUGGUUGCUCCAACACUGCAAAUGAGACUGGGUGAUUGCCA
Molecule: messenger RNA, 994 nt
Organism: Microtus ochrogaster (prairie vole)
Lineage: Eukaryota; Metazoa; Chordata; Mammalia; Rodentia; Cricetidae
Gene: Il20rb
Product: interleukin 20 receptor subunit beta
Biological process (GO): cytokine-mediated signaling pathway
Cellular component (GO): plasma membrane
Molecular function (GO): interleukin-20 binding; cytokine receptor activity
Source: RefSeq, a predicted model, not a curated record